Mangifera indica (mango) is the source of this 1242-nucleotide messenger RNA. Its product is annotated as probable F-actin-capping protein subunit beta. Gene Ontology annotation, biological process: actin cytoskeleton organization; cell morphogenesis; barbed-end actin filament capping. The transcript is spliced from 8 exons. Gene Ontology annotation, cellular component: cytoplasm; F-actin capping protein complex. Gene Ontology annotation, molecular function: actin filament binding. Bases 174 to 941 code for a protein of 255 amino acids. Lineage: Eukaryota; Viridiplantae; Streptophyta; Magnoliopsida; Sapindales; Anacardiaceae. The record is from RefSeq and is a predicted model, not a curated record.
GAGAGGGCCAGGCAGACGGGACCGAUGUUUACAAAGAAAGGAACGUGGAGGUGGUUCCCAGGAGUAAAAAUCGGAUCAAGGAAGCCAUAGGCACACAGGGACGACUCUUAUCUUGUAUCUUCACUCUGUUUCUUCUCCUUUUUCUCGAUUAGUUUUUUUCAAGAGAGAGAGAAAUGGAGGCCGCAUUGGGUUUAAUGAGAAGAAUGCCUCCAAAGCACGCAGAAACCGCUCUCUCUGCUCUUCUCAGUCUCUUACCUCACCACUCCUCCGAUCUCCUCUCUCAAGUCGAUCAGCCUCUUCAGACUUUACACGAUGUGGAUUCUGGGAAAGAGUUUAUUUUGUGUGAGUACAACAGAGAUGCUGAUUCUUAUAGAUCACCAUGGUCGAAUAAGUAUCAUCCUCCAUUGGAAGAUGCGCUAUACCCAUCUUCAGAGUUGAGGAACCUUGAACUUGAAGCAAAUGUUGUCUUUGAAAUUUAUCGUGACCAGUACUAUGAAGGUGGUAUUUCAUCAGUAUACAUGUGGGAAGAUGAUAAUGAAGGUUUCGUUGCCUGCUUCUUGAUAAAAAAAGAUGGGUCAAAGACAGGACAUGGUCGAAGGGGUUAUUUGGAGGAGGGAGCAUGGGAUGCUAUACAUGUUAUAGAGGUGGGCCCAGAGCAAGAAGGAUCAUCUCAUUAUUGUUUGACUAGUACCAUAAUGCUGUCUUUAACUACGGAUGAUGAGUCAUCAGGCACAUUCAGUUUGUCUGGAUCAAUUAGACGACAAAUGAAUAUGAAACUGCCCCUUGCUGAUGGUCAUCUUUGUAACAUGGGAAAGAUGAUCGAAGAAAUGGAGGGUAAGCUGAGGAACUCACUGGAUCAGGUCUAUUUCGGGAAGACAAGAGAGAUGGUAUGCACCUUACGGCCGCCAUCCGAGGUGGUCAUGAAACUUCCUAGCAGUUGAUUUCCGCGGUGGUCAUGAAACUUCCUAGCAGUUGAUUUCCGAGGUGGUUAUGAGACUUCCUAACAGUUGAUUUAGCUACAUUCGGUGUAUGAAAAAGAAGGAAGUUAAAUCUAUUUGUCUCUCAUAUUUGGAUAUGUAGUUUCUAUUCCCAGAGACUGUAAUGUUAUUGUUUCUUCAUUAUAGACAUUAAGCACACUUACCAUUCCAGUUUGCCUUGGAUUUUGGGUGGUCUGUCAUCAACAAGAAUCGUGUAGAGAACAUGUUAAAGACUCUAUUCUCUUAUCUGAAGUUUAUCAUCAUA